AUGUCUUUCGCCGAAGUUGGUUCCGAUUCCCUUAGGCCGAUCCUUCUGCGCUCAAGCACACCAGCCCCCAAUGAGAAAGUACUGCUAUACCUAGAGGGUAUGCAAAGAGAGUCCAUGGGUCUCGGAUCGCCUACUUCUACUCUUAUUCGUAAUGGCCUCCCAUCUACAAGGCGAAGUGCCUUUGGUAAUGACGACGGCACCUCUGAUCUAGACUCCAAUGUUCAAGAUGGUCGAAAGACUGAGAUGUCCAUCAAUGUUCAUUCUGUAAUGCAUCAACCUGGUCCUCAGGACCCCCCUGGUCCGCGUUAUGAGUCAUUUGAUUCUGGUCCUUCGUUUGGCAACAAAGGCCCUUUGCCUGACUUUGGGCCCAGUAGCGGAGCACCUCCCUGGAAUGCUUGGGAGCAUUCUACAGUGGCCGGUGCGGCAAAAGUACCUCUUCCAAAUUCUAUAACAUCCCCGACCACUUUCAACAUCAAUAUCGAACCUCCAUCCACACCUAGCGGUUCAAAGUCACGCAAGUCUGCUUCUCAAGCCAGCGGCGCCCCUACAAAGUCACGCAAGUCAGCUGCCUCCGUAGUUGAAAGUGAUUCACGAGAUACGGUUAAAGGUCACCACAAUGCUCCGAGCAAGGCACAUACAACUCGCAGCGCGGCGCCUGAUGAAGUCCCCUUAUCCCCUCGCCGAUCACGAGCCGGAUCAAGAUCACAAGUCCCUACUGAAUACCCUCCUCUACCUCCAAGCACAUUUCUAAGUCCGUCAGGUCGAACUAAUCAGCUUCCUCUAUCACCACGAUCGCACCACCGUGCACCAAGCGUGUCACCAUCUGACUCUCCCAGUCAAGCCCCAUUCAAGGCUGCUAGGAUUGAGAGGGAGCUGAAGGAAAAGGAAAAGAUGCGCUCGGUUGCGAGUGCCGGGCCCAUGAGUGAUGUCGAUGGAGCUGCAUCGAAGCGUGGAGGUCCGCUGAGCGCUGCUGGUGGCCCAAUGUCGCCUUCACAUCAUAACCGCCCAUUCUCUCCAUAUCGUCAUGCCGCCACACAAGAACCCCUAUUAUUUACUGCAGCCUCUCAAGUCCAGAGGCAGGCAUCUUCACAAUCAAAUGCAUUGUCUCAGUUGAACGUGGAUACAUCUCAGCUGAAUGGCGGUGGAGGUGGCAGUAAAUUAUCCCAUGUAUCGCACCAUUCCCACCACACUCAGCAAUCUCAUGUGUCGCACCAUUCCCAACACACCCAGCAAUCUCAUGUGUCGCACCAUUCCCAACACACUCAGCAAUCUCAUGUCUCGCAUCAUUCGCAUCACACUCAUCAAUCCCAGUCGCGCGCGCGCUCGCCGGCACGCACGGAAGAAGAUGACAGAGCGACGCCUACACCUUCUCGUCCGCAUUCUCCGUCGUUCUCCUUGAACCAAGCUGAGGAGGAGAUGGUGGCAAAGGCAUUGGCCGAACGUGGCGCCGGUAAUCGCACUUCGUACGCUCCUAGCACUCUCGAACCAGAAAUCAUCGACUCUCACUUCCACGAUAUGGAUCUGUGCAUCUUGCUUCAUCAAAUGGACGAUAAUACCACUCAUGAAGUGGUGAAGAAGGCGCUACGGAAAGCAUUGAGGCAGCGCGUCAAGAAGCUGGGCAUGAAAUAUGAUCAAGAUUCCAUGCGACAGUACCGGAAGUCAUUCCAUGAUCAUGACCCUAGCGUCCAUUUGGAUGCGGGAUUCCAGCCAAACACACAAGAGCCGCCCGAAUGGGCCAAAGAGCUUAUGAGUGGAAUGAUAAAAGUCCAAGAGCGUCUUGAAACUCUCAGCCCUCAGUCAUUGAAUGCGCCCAUGCCACCUCGCAGCCAACAAUCAUAUGCCGAGUCUGCUACAUCUCGAGAGCAAUACCGAGGAGAGACGGAAUAUUCAGAAAACAUGGAUCAGUACGGUCAAACUCCGCGCACUCAAACCGUGAAUAUCAACACGCAGGCUACGGGCACAAUUCCAGAGUCGGUGUACCAAAAUGAAACUGCUAUCAUCGUUGAAGAGGAUGAUGAAAUUUAUGCUGAUCACACUGAGCUUGAGCAACGGUUUGGCGCUGGUACGAUCACUGAGACACGGGGAGGCAUGAGCGAGUUUUUGAGUGGCGAUCGAGACGACUCUCCAGGUCAGCAGUUCUUGGAGGAGGAGCUGUACAAAUUACGUGUCAAGCCUGGAGGAAGCCAGUCCGCCAUUACGCACAAGACUUGGGAAGUUGCGAGAGAUGACCAAGACGAGUUCGAGGAGGGCCAAGGAGCAUUCACUGAAUCUGGUCUACCUGAAAUUCCCGACUCGGGCAACUACACCGAGCGCCGUCAGCCUUCUCCGCCUUUACCACCAAUCCCUGGACAAGAGAUUAGUCGACGCGAGAUGGUGCCUUCUCAGAACUCGCAAGUUCGGAAUGCUGCUCAUGACUACGGCGAGUCCAGUCCCCCGCCGUGGCAGCGCAUCCACCAGCGCCUUCUCAGUUGGGCUAUCAUAUGGCCAAUGAGCGAGAUUGAUGCAGCUCUCAGCAGCACGACUCGAGGGCAGCAGGUAGAUGAGGUCGCGCUGAGCAUUUGGUCGACGCAGACAUACAAGCGAUACGUGAGGAGCCGCAUGACAGAUAUGCCGGGUGGGCGCGUGGACAGGCUUUUCGUCCCUCCGAACAUGGCAGAUGCGAUCAGCACUGCUGUAUUCAAUGGCCGGCAUGGUGAUGCGUGUGGAAUGUUGAGGGAUCUAUGGGCGCCUUUUGGUUUCGAGGAUGCUCCGCGAUUGAUCGUUGUGCUUGCGAAACAUCGAUCAGAUGCAGGUCAUUGGGUCGUCCACAGAUUCUCACUUCCUGAUGGCGCACUCACGACAUACGAUUCAUAUCCUGAACGGACGCUUCCCGAUGGACGGCCUCUUGGUUGGUGGUUUGCCAUCCGAGUAGCCUGGCCCGGUGCUAUUUACGCAAACCCAGACCACCUCAUGCAAAAGAUGGUUCGCCUGCACCGUCCUAUGCAGCUCAAUAUCGACAACUCCGUCGCCGCAGCUGGUAUCUGGCGAAACGUGCUCAUGGGCUCUCGAGCGGAACGCAGUCUUGACCUGGAGCGUCUCCGGGAUUUGAUCAAUACGGAGGUGAAGAAUCUGAGGCAACGAAAACAACAGGGGAAGUUGUCGAUUAGCUCGCCCAAGGCGAAUUGGGAGGACUGUUUAGUUUAG
This is a messenger RNA of Suillus bovinus, 3183 nucleotides long. RefSeq lists its product as uncharacterized. Lineage: Eukaryota; Fungi; Basidiomycota; Agaricomycetes; Boletales; Suillaceae. The record is from RefSeq and is a predicted model, not a curated record. The transcript is spliced from 11 exons. The coding region runs from base 1 to 3183 and encodes 1060 amino acids.